AUUAGUAAUUAACAUCUCUAUUACCCAAUUGCGUCGUAACUAAAUUAUAAAUAAAUGUUCUGUCUUUAUCUCUACGGAGAGCAGUUCAUCGGCUCGCGGAGCGCGGCCAGCAUGCUGCUGAUAAAGAGGCUACGUAACACCGCGCUACCCAGACUAACACGUGAAUUGUUAAAUACAAACAGUUUAUCAUUUAGAAGCGGAUAUAGUUAUCACAGCCUCGAAGACGCAAUCACACUCGAAAUUAACGGAGAAACAUUGAAUUUUCCCCAUGUGUGGCUGAGAGACAACUGCCAGUGCCAACAGUGCUUCCAUCCGUCGGCGAAAAGCCGGAUACUAGAUUGGAGCAAAUUCAACCUUAAUACGAAACCAACGCAAGUUCAUAAAGACGAGAAUUCUGUGAGAGUAACAUGGGACGACGGCCAUACAUCGCAGUACCGCCUCGACUGGCUGAAGUUCCGAAGCUUCACGAAGAAAAACCAACAGCAAUACGACAAGGAGUUGUACAAGCCUCCGAAAGUCACAUGGAAAGGUGAUGAUUUUCAAAAAAUCUGCACCACCAAUGACUAUAACGAAAUAGUAUCGUCCGAUAAAGCGUUGUUUAAAUGGUUAAAUGAUUUAUCAACGUACGGGGUGAGUCUGAUACAAAACACGCCGAACGACGAAACCGCAAUCGAGUCUAUAAUAAAACGAGUCGGUUUCCCUAAACAAACGCACUAUGGCGUCAAAUUUAUAGUGCAGAACGUCGCCAACACGAGCAACGUCGCCUAUUUGUCUAGCAAUUUACAGAUGCAUACCGAUCUGCCUUACUAUGGCUACUGUCCGGGAGUUAACUUACUCCAUUGUCUGGUGCAGACGAAAUCAGAUGGAGGGGAGAAUACUCUAUCUGACUGCCACUAUGUCGCUAACUACAUGAAAGAACAUCAUCCCAACCAAUACAGGAUUUUGACCGACAUGGAAAUUGAAUGGAGUGACAUUGGAGUAGAAAACGGAAAUGAAUUUUACAAGCUUUACAGAUCGCCCGUUAUAUGCGUCGAUAAGCUUGAGAAUGUGUCGAGGAUCAACUUUUCGAUACCGCAAAGGGGCAGCCAUUUCCCUGGCCCAAUAGAGCUGGUCAGGCCGUGGUAUGAGGCUCACAGCCUCUUCUUCGAGCUAAAUCGCAGGUUUAGUGCAAAAGUCAAGGUGGACACUGGCAGCAUCCUCACAUUCGACAACAUCCGUCUUCUGCACGGCCGAAACCAGUACCAAGACUGUGACAACAACAUCAGGAAGCUAAUAGGAGCAUAUGUUGAUUGGGAUGAAGUUUACUCCCGCUUGAGAUCUUUGAAAGUAAAAUUGGAAAAGAGGGAUUAUUAUUGAUUGAAAAACAUUUAUAUAAUUUAUUUAUUGAA
Messenger RNA from Papilio machaon (common yellow swallowtail), 1388 nucleotides. RefSeq names its product gamma-butyrobetaine dioxygenase. Gene Ontology annotation, cellular component: mitochondrion. Bases 55 to 1356 code for a protein of 433 amino acids. NCBI's taxonomy places the organism in Eukaryota, Metazoa, Arthropoda, Insecta, Lepidoptera, Papilionidae. The transcript has a single exon. The record is from RefSeq and is a predicted model, not a curated record. Gene Ontology annotation, molecular function: oxidoreductase activity. Gene Ontology annotation, biological process: carnitine biosynthetic process.